AAAACACACAAGAAAGUCAUCUCACGCUAUAUUUGUUCCAUACAUUUUAGAAAAAUGUUUCAUAAGGUUGCUAUUGAAACCUUGGUUCUCCUACUUCUCAUCAAUUACUUGACACAAAUCGAUGUUUCCUCCGCACAAUACUCUCAGUAUCCUCAGUCCCAUGAAUAUCCUGACAGCUACCUUAGACCCCACAACGCAGCCCGAGCCGCGGUCAAAGUCAAGCCUCUAAGAUGGGAUUUCGGUAUAGCCACUGUGGCUCAGGACUACGCAAACCAUCUAGCCUCAGGUCCAUGCAGUCUUGAACAUUCCUCUGGACCAUAUGGAGAGAAUCUUGCAUUUGGCAGUGGAGACAUGUCGGCCGCUCAGGCGGUUGCGAUGUGGGUACAUGAGAAGUCGUACUAUGAUUUUUACUCAAACUCGUGCCAUGGUCCGGCUUGUGGACACUACACGCAGGUCGUGUGGCGUGGCUCAGCUCGUCUCGGUUGUGGUAAGGCUAAGUGUAAUAAUGGUGCCAGUAUUGUUGUGUGUAACUAUGACCCCGCAGGCAAUUACAUUGGAGCUAGACCAUAUUGAUUUCAAAUUCAAUUGAUGAAUGUGUGUAAAGAUUGUGG
This is a messenger RNA of Arabidopsis thaliana (thale cress), 611 nucleotides long. Its product is annotated as CAP (Cysteine-rich secretory proteins, Antigen 5, and Pathogenesis-related 1 protein) superfamily protein. The transcript has a single exon. Gene Ontology annotation, cellular component: extracellular region. The record is from RefSeq and is marked reviewed. Gene Ontology annotation, biological process: defense response to other organism. NCBI's taxonomy places the organism in Eukaryota, Viridiplantae, Streptophyta, Magnoliopsida, Brassicales, Brassicaceae. Bases 55 to 573 code for a protein of 172 amino acids.